Messenger RNA from Myxocyprinus asiaticus (Chinese sucker), 1931 nucleotides. It is a transcript of the gene lmo4la, whose product is annotated as LIM domain only 4a. NCBI's taxonomy places the organism in Eukaryota, Metazoa, Chordata, Actinopteri, Cypriniformes, Catostomidae. Bases 350 to 853 code for a protein of 167 amino acids. The transcript has 5 exons. The record is from RefSeq and is a predicted model, not a curated record.
CUUCGAACGUAAACUGAUGCCAGAAAUAAGAUUGUGUUGCUCAUAGGAGUUUUUAGGCAAUAAGUGAUAUAAUUAUAACCACUAGUUACGCAAGGAAGAUCAUGUGUAAUAGCUAACACACGAACAUGAAUUUGUCGGUAGUGACGGAACGCUUCUAACAAGAGGAACGGUUUUGAAGUUUCUUGGAACACGCGACACUCGGAUUAUUAAAAACGCAGUUUCUGCAAAGAUUUUGGGUGGACGAAUAAAGACAGACCACCUCUCUCUUUUUAAUACCGCGCAAUAACUUUGAGAGUGCUUUCACAACGUUUGGACCAGUAUUCAUACUCCAUACAAAUAACGACAGGCGAUGGUGAACAACCGUGUUGAAUCCACUGCCGUUGCGGUAACGGGAGGUAGUGGCGGAGUGGUGCGCUCCUGUGCAGGCUGCAGAUGUCGGAUCAUGGACCGCUUCCUGCUCUUCUCUAUGGAACGAUACUGGCACACGCACUGCCUCAAGUGCUCCUGCUGCCAGGCCCAGCUGGGAGAGAUCGGCAGCACCUGCUUCAGCAAAGGAGGCAUGAUCCUCUGCAGGAACGAUUACAUCAGAUUGUUUGGUCACACAGGCGCCUGCAGUGCAUGUGGACAGUCGAUCCCUGCCAGUGAGAUGGUGAUGAGGGCCCAGGGUAACGUCUACCAUUUAAAGUGUUUCACUUGUGCCACAUGUCGGAAUCGCUUGGUGCCCGGUGACCGAUUUCACUAUGUCAAUGGUACCAUCUUCUGUGAGCAUGACCGACCAGGUGGAGGACUGCUCAGUAGUCACCUGACCCCGUUGCAGGGCAACACCCUCCUACCUGACCAAAAGGUUUGCUGAGGAAACAUGGAAUUUUAAUUUGCAGUGUGCCUUCUCUUUGUCUUUGUCCUCUCAUGGAACCCUGCCUCUCACCAUCCCUCCAUUCUCUUAUUGUGAAAGUUCACCCACACCCAAGAUCUUCCACUCCACUUUGUGCAUCAAGCCACCACAGAGCUACGCAAGUACUACGAAUCACUUGCGAGACAAUCACCCCUAAUGAGGGAAACAUAAUUAAGUUGACGAAUGACACAGAAGUUGAAAAUGAUCAUAUUCACUCAUUUGUGGCCUGUCUGGUUAUGGCUGGGACUGCCUGGCCUGAAAGCCUAAGACUCCAUUAAUGAUCAGUUCUUUAAAGCUGGGGUGAUGCUCAUUGUUUUUUAUUCCCCCUUUGAGAAGUUUCUCAAGAAUGUUAUGAACGUUACCUAACACUAUGGACUCUGGAGGUCUAUCGAUGUUUUUUGUAUGUUAGGAUGAUGAUAAAUAUUACUUCUUGCACACAAAAAGGAAAACCAUAGUUAGUUCAAGUGACUGUUGAAACACUCCACUAUUGAGCAUAUGAUUGUUCAGGGUUUGUACAAGUGGUGGUUUAUUUUUGUUUACAGGCCCUUUUCAGUUUAAGUGUAAGUUUAUUCGCUUUUUUUUUUUUUUUUUAAACAUUUUAUGCCCAGUUUUCCCUCCUUUGUCAUUUACUUACUAUUAGCAAAUAAUUACACACAUGCACCGUACAGAUAUGUGAACAUGUAUUGUUUUGUCUACUCAAGUUCAUGACGUAUGAAGUGCUCUUAUUGAAAGAGCCAUAGUCUGUAGAAGAAACGGCAUGUUUUUUGUUUUCCUCAAUGAUUUGGUAGAUUAAAUUAUAUGUCUGUUUGCAUAUUCUAUAAUAGAGACUGGUAUUCAGUGUCUGCCAAGACUUUGGCAUAAAAGAUGGAAGAGAGGGUGAGGAGGAGAGUAAAAUUGUAUAUAUUUCUUUCAUGUGUCGUUGUAUUGUGUUAAAUGGUUGAUCUGUUUCCUUGCACCCUCUGUUUCAAUUGAGGAACAUUCAAAAUGAUAUAAGAUAUCUGUAAAAGAUUAAAAUACUUAAUUAAAUAACUAUAACCAU